UAAAGAUGAAGAAGAAGGUUCAACAAGUUAUCAUCCCAAGAUGCUGUUCAAACACUUCAGAAAGUGUUUGAAACUAACUUUAAGAUAUGAGAUAAAACAUGUUAGGAUCCCAUCACAAUUAUAAUAUAUCCAGAGGCUGUGACAGGAUAUUUGUUGUCUUGACAACAGCUUAUAGAGCUUCACUCAUCCCCUGUGAGCUAAUCCAUUGAAGAACUAUUAUUAUUUAGAGUUAUGGGUGAUUAUAGAAUAACAGACAUGUCAGAGGUGCUAUUUAUAGUGUUGUUGACACUAUUUUCCUGUUGCUAUGGUAACCUAAAUUCAAAUUGCCAAGGCAACACAACAUCAUGCGAACCAUUGGAAUACUUCACAUGUUUAGGAAUUGCUUUACCAUAUGAAUCAACCUCAUUACAAUUUGCCAAUGAUUCAAACAGCCAAAAAGAAGUGCAAGAAAAGUUAACAUUAUGGAGCGGUUUACAAAAUGUGCCACAAUGCUGGGCAGUUAUCCAACCAGUACUGUGUGCAGUAUAUAUGCCUAAGUGCAAUGGAACGACUGUUGAAAUGCCAAGUCAGGAGAUGUGCGAGAAAAUACAGGAGCCAUGCAAGAUUGUUGAAUCAACAAGAGGAUGGCCCAGUUUCCUACGAUGUAAUGCCCCACAUUUUGUGGAGAAUUGUGCUACCUCCAACCCAGCGUCUAAGUUACAAUUCAACACAAGUGCCACAUGUGAGAAACCCCUUGUAAAAACCUCAAAUCCAGAUAGCUACUACGAGGAUGUUGCAGGCUGUGGAAUACAAUGUGAGAACCCCUUAUUUACAACAGACGAACAUACAAGUACGCAUAUAUUCAUUGCAGUAGCUGCUACCUUAUGUGUUUUGUGCACACUUUUUGCAUUGGUGACAUUUCUUAUUGACUGGAAGAACGCACACAAGUAUCCCGCAAUGAUCCUAUUUUUCAUCAAUGCAUGCUUCUUCAUUGGAAGUAUCGGAUGGUUGGCUCAGUUUAUGCCAGGUGCCAGGGAGGAUAUUGUUUGUAGAGCAGAUGGGACCAUGAGGAUACAUGAACCUCAGAUAGGGUCUGGUGAAUCCGCCUCAUGUGCCGUCAUAUUUAUCAUUGUUUACUUCACGCUGAUGGCAGGCAUAGCCUGGUUUGUCAUCCUGGCAUUUUGCUGGCAUCUGACAUUUAAGGCCCUUGGGACACCACAAGACGUCAUGGAGGGCAAGAUCUCAUACUUUCAUAUCGCUGCCUGGUCAUUUCCUCUAGUUUUGACCAUUAUAUGUAUGGCAACAUCCCAGGUGGAUGGAGACAGUCUUAGUGGUAUAUGCCUUGUGGGCAAUCUGGACCACAAGGCACGUGCUGGCCUGGUGCUAGCUCCUGUGGGAAUUGUCAUCAUCAUCGGUGGAAUCUUCAUGUCAUCUGGACUCCAUGCUCUGUGUAAACUGAGGAGAGAGAGCCCAGGGUUCAUAAGUGAUAGGGCCACUACAAAGAUACGGAACACUAUCCUUAGAUUAGGUCUGUUUGGAGGAUUUGCAUUGUCAUUUGUAGUGAUCACCUUCGUUGUUCACGUUUAUAUCUUUGUCAAUGCGGCAGAGUGGGAACAAAGCUUUAAAGAUUAUGUCAUAUGUGAAGCCAAUGUUGUUGUUGCCAAGGCUGUAUCAAACACCACCAUGACCUGCUCUAUCAGCAGUAGACCAAGUCUGGUUGCUGUGCAGAUGAAUAUAUUUGCUUACUUUGGAGCUGGUAUAGUGAUGAGUUCAUGGGUGUGGACGAAACCUACCCUGGAAGCAUGGAAACGUUUUCUAGGAAAGUGCUUCCGCAUUACCAGUAAUAAACCUGUGAAGCUAAAGAAACACAAAAUGGUCGCCCAAGCCUUCGCUCAACGUAGGGAGAUGAACAAUGGCCGCCUGUCAAUCAGCUUUCACAGCACUCAUGAUGAUCCUAUGGGUAUGAAGUUUGAUCUGAACAGUGUGACAUCACAUGAUAUGUCAUCAGCAUUUCAUGCCAAUCUCCACAAAUUGGUACGACGUCGGGGUGGCAUGAUACACCCAGUUGCUGGCACACUACGACGAUAUUCUGAUUCAGAUGUACAGUCACUGAAGUCCUUCUCCCAACAGCUACAGGCGAGGGUGGAACAGCAACAAGAGAUGCAACAGCAGCAGGAGGACAGCAACAAGCGAAAGAAAAAGAAGAAAAAGAAACGUGGAAAAGGACGUGUAGCUCCAUUACAAAUCCCAGAAUCAUUUCUCGCAGCGCAUGGUGGAUUAAUACAUAGUAGACGGAGGGGUAGUAAUGGACGACGGGGAAGCAACACGUCUGUUUUAACUAACCAAUCAGCUCAUAGUAUUGCUAUAUCUGUCAAUGCUGGUGGUCAGUUAUCAUCUGACAGUGAAGCUAUGGGAUCAAAGCCUCAGUUUCCGCAAGGGAAGCGGGGAAGUAAGGGAAGCGUGGAUAUAAAUCACGUCAUGGGGUACUCGAUGUUUACUGCUAGUUCAUACGUCCCUAACAUGGGGAUGCACUUACAAGAUCUCGAACAGACAGACAAUGAAAUUGAAAAACAAUGCAAACCAAAGCAAAAUACUCACAAUCAAAAAACAGCUUUUGGUAGACAGAAAAAUUCAGCGGGGAAAACAAAACCGGCAAAAUUGACAGUGCCACCUGCUGGUCUGCCAAACCAGAUUGACUCUGCAUCAGACAUUGAGUCAAUACACCCCAUACAAGGAGCUAAAAUGGGCUUUGUAAAUCCAGCAUUUUAUCCAGAAGGGACUAUGGGUGCACUGGGAUAUGGGUUUGAACAAGAAGGGGAUCAAGGGGGGAAGAAGAGAGAGGGCAAGGACAGAAGUAAGCUAUACCCUCCUAGUGUUGUCCUAGAGGUGGGACAGGACAGUGAUGCUGAUAAGUCCUCAAGUUAGGAUGUGGAGGAGGAAUUCUCAAUCUCAAUUCAUCAUCUAAGUUCUAUUUUAUGGGAAUUCUCUUCAUUUUAUGUCACCACCAGAAGUGGU
Molecule: messenger RNA, 2994 nt
Organism: Owenia fusiformis
Lineage: Eukaryota; Metazoa; Annelida; Polychaeta; Sabellida; Oweniidae
Source: the annotation of a GenBank genome assembly